Molecule: messenger RNA, 977 nt
Organism: Rhincodon typus (whale shark)
Lineage: Eukaryota; Metazoa; Chordata; Chondrichthyes; Orectolobiformes; Rhincodontidae
Gene: myod1
Product: myogenic differentiation 1
Exons: 3
Coding region: 1-828 (275 amino acids)
Biological process (GO): muscle organ development; positive regulation of myoblast differentiation; regulation of transcription by RNA polymerase II
Molecular function (GO): RNA polymerase II cis-regulatory region sequence-specific DNA binding; DNA-binding transcription factor activity, RNA polymerase II-specific; protein dimerization activity
Source: RefSeq, a predicted model, not a curated record
AUGGAGAUAACGGACACCUCUCUAUGUUCCUUCUCAUCUGCUGAUGACUUCUAUGAUGACCCCUGUUUCUCUACUUCGGACAUCCACUUCUUCGAGGAUCUGGAUCCCAGGUUAGUCCACGUUGGGCUGCUCAAACCCGACCAGGUGCCCACCGAGGACGAGCACAUUCGAGCCCCGAGCGGGCACCACCAGGCCGGCCGCUGCUUGCUCUGGGCAUGCAAGGCCUGCAAGAGGAAAACGACCAACGCCGACCGCAGGAAGGCGGCCACCAUGAGGGAGAGGAGGCGCCUCAGCAAAGUGAACGAGGCGUUUGAGACCCUCAAGAGGUGUACGUCCACCAACCCGAACCAGAGGCUGCCCAAAGUGGAGAUUCUCAGAAAUGCCAUCAGGUACAUCGAGAGUUUGCAGGCGCUGCUCAGGGAGCAGGAUGAGAAUUAUUUCACAGUCAUGGAUCAGUACAGUGUCGACUCAGAUGCCUCCAGCCCCAGAUCCAAUUGUUCGGAUGGAAUGUUGGAUUGCAGCGGGCCCACGUGUACCAGGAGAAGCAGCAAUUUCGAGAACAGCUACUUCUCAGAAACGCCAAACGAUUCGAGAACCGGUAAAAGUUCCGUUAUUUCAAGCCUGGAUUGUCUCACCAACAUCGUCGAAAGGAUUUCCACGGAUCGGCCGACCUGUCCGGUUAUGAUCGUCCCGGAUGGGACCAUGGGGAACCCAUCAUCUCCCCGGGAAGGUUCCACCUUGAACGAUCCUACAGCCAUCAUCCCGUCACCGGAGAACUGCACCCGCACCGAGAUUCCCAACGACAACCCAAUCUACCAGGUCUUAUAACGCCUCAGGAUAGUCUCCACGCCCGUUUGUACCCGAGGAAAGAAUUGGAGGCAACGUGAGAGGCAGCAAAUCCAGAGGACGUUUCACAGCCAACAACAGCUAGUAAUCCAAGAACAGACCACUUGACAAAACCUCCCGCCACAAGUACU